AUGUUGAGAUCCGCAGCUCCCUUGAGAUCUUUUCUCAGAUUCAAUUCGUCUAAGGCCGGCCACUACGAGGCCGUGGUUGUUGGCGGUGGCCCAGGUGGUUACAUUCACGCCAUCAAGUUGGCUCAGCUCAACAUCAAGACCGCUUGUAUUGAGUCCAGAGGUGCUCUUGGUGGUACCUGUCUUAACGUUGGCUGUAUUCCAUCCAAGUCGCUUUUGAACAACACACACUUGUACCACCAGAUCAAGCAUGAGUCUAAGGACAGAGGUAUUGACCUUCCAGGUGAGGCCUCCAUCAAUGUGACCCAGUUGCAGGCUGCCAAGGAGAAGUCUGUCAAGGGUUUGACUCUGGGUGUCGAGAUGCUUUUCAAGAAGAACGGUGUCACUUACUUGAAGGGUCACGGUGCUUUCAAGGACGACAAGACUCUUACGGUGAAGCCAAUCGAUGGCUCUGACCCAUACGAGGUUACUGCUGACAACAUCACCAUUGCCACUGGUUCCGUGCCAACUCCAUUCCCAGGCAUUGAGAUUGACGAGGAGAGAAUCGUCACUUCUACUGGUGCUUUGGCCUUGAAGGAGGUUCCAAAGAAGAUGGCCAUCAUUGGUGGUGGUAUCAUUGGUUUGGAGAUGGCCUCUGUGUACUCCAGAAUCGGUUCUGAGGUUACCAUCAUUGAGUUCCAGAACGCUAUUGGUGCCGGUAUGGACGGUGAGGUUGCCAAGCAGACCCAGAGAUUGUUGCAGAAGCAGGGCUUGAAGUUCAAGUUGGGAACCAAGGUUACCAGCGGUAAGAGAGAGGGCGACAGCGUCAAGAUCUCUGUUGAGGAAGUCAAGUCCGGUAAGACCGAGGACUUGGAGGCUGACGUUUUGUUGGUUGCCAUUGGUAGAAAGCCAAACACCGACGGCUUGAACCACGAAGCUGCUGGUGUUGAGGAAGACGACAAGGGCAGAAUUGUCAUUGACUCUCAGUUCAGAACCGCCAAGCCACACAUCAGAGCCAUCGGUGACGCUACUUUCGGUGUCAUGUUGGCCCACAAGGCCGAAGAGGAGGGUGUCGCUGCUGCUGAGUACAUCAAGCACGGCCACGGCCACGUUAACUACGGUAACAUUCCUUCUGUCAUGUACACCCACCCAGAAGUCGCUUGGGUUGGUGCUAGCGAGGAGCAGUUGAAGGCCGACGGUAUCAAGUACAAGGUUGGUAAGUUCCCAUUCGUUGCUAACUCCAGAGCCAAGACCAACUUGGACACUGACGGAUUUGUCAAGUUUCUUGCUGACGCUGAGACUCAGAGAGUGUUGGGUGUUCACAUCAUUGGUCCUAACGCUGGAGAGAUGAUUGCCGAAGGUGGCUUGGCCCUCGAAUACGGCGCCUCCACCGAAGACAUUGCCAGAACGUGCCACGCCCACCCAACCUUGUCUGAAGCAUUCAAGGAAGCUGCCUUGGCCACUUUCGACAAGCCACUCAAUGCCUAA
Molecule: messenger RNA, 1464 nt
Organism: Candidozyma haemuli
Lineage: Eukaryota; Fungi; Ascomycota; Pichiomycetes; Serinales; Metschnikowiaceae
Gene: LPD1
Product: dihydrolipoyl dehydrogenase
Exons: 1
Coding region: 1-1464 (487 amino acids)
Cellular component (GO): oxoglutarate dehydrogenase complex; mitochondrion
Molecular function (GO): flavin adenine dinucleotide binding; dihydrolipoyl dehydrogenase (NADH) activity
Source: RefSeq, a predicted model, not a curated record